GGCAAAGUUAAUUAUAAUUAAAGUUGCUUUGGAGUAGUGAUAAAUAUAGAUUAAUGUUUGGGUAGAAAUGUUGGAUGUGUUCUGUAUGGGUGAUAACUGAUAAGGCUAAUAGGGUGAAAACUGAUAAAGCUAUGGUGGAUGUGAAUGGUCAUGUUUGGUAUAUUUUGGUGAUGUUUAUAUGAUGGCAGAUAAAAAUACAGUGCUAUUACAUAAUCCAAUCAGGUCUUUUUGUCUGUCACAUGAUUUUCAAAAGUCAUUAAUAGGGUCACCAAUGCUAUAAGAGAUGUUCCAACCAUGGUUACUCUCCAUUACAGACUAAUCGAUUGCUGACUCAUUUGCUUAUCAUAUCAGGCUGAGUCUUUUUGCCCAACGUAUCACAUCAUGGAACAAGUCUUUCCCGACAUAAGUUUCUCGACUUUGGUGCCGGAGUUGUUUGGUUUCUAGCUUUGUUUAUCAUUUGUUGCACCCUCUAGCUUUUACUCUAACCUUCUACCUAAAGCGUAGCUCUUGUUCCAGCAAUGGAAUAAAUUAGAUGGUUAGUUGACUUUUCCUUUGUCAUCUUCUUCCUUAGCUACUUGCCCCAUAUAAUAUAUUCUCUUGUUCCCAUCUGAAUUUCCUUGAUAAUUUAUAGCAUAAACAAAUGAAGAAACUGUAGGCAAGCUGAUGUCAAUCCGCGUCCCUACUUCUCUCCCUCAUCAUUGAUGAUUUGUUUGUUUGAACAGACAAGGUGUGUUUCAUCAUUUGUUCCUUGCCCUGCAAAUUCCCACGUCUCUCCCAACAUCCAUUUUCAUUGAAUUCCCAUGGGACAGGAGAAAGGAAAACUAUGCGAUCAAUAUGAAAUCCUGGACAUCCUAGGAAGGGGAGGAUUCUCAGUCGUGAGGAGAGGCAUAAAGAUCAAAACAGAUGGGCAGAAAAGUAGUCAACAGGUAGCCAUCAAGACACUAAAAAGAUUUGGCACUUCAGCUUCAACCCCAUCAGGGAGUUUUCGAGUCAGUGCUGAGAAGAGCAUAGCUUCAAUGGGAUUACCAGCAUGGAACCAGGUUUCCAUCUCGGAUGCCUUGUUAACCAAUGAGAUCUUGGUUAUGAGAAAGAUUGUGGAAAAUGUUUCACCCCAUCCAAACGUGAUUGAUCUCUAUGAUGUCUAUGAGGACCAAAGUGGGGUGCACUUAGUGCUAGAGCUAUGCUCAGGAGGGGAGUUGUUUGAUCGGAUUGUGGCUCAGGAAAGGUACUCGGAGGCUGGAGCUGCAGCUGUAGUUAGGCAGAUCGCUCAAGGAUUGGCAGCUCUUCACCAGGCUAACAUUGUCCACAGGGAUCUUAAGCCUGAGAAUUGCCUCUUCUUAAGUAAAAGUGAUGAUUCUACAUUGAAGAUCAUGGACUUCGGAUUAAGUUCAGUGGAAGAGUUUACUGAUCCAGUUGUUGGGUUAUUUGGUUCUAUAGAUUAUGUAUCGCCAGAGGCUCUUUCUCAAGGCAAAAUCACUUCCAAGAGUGACAUGUGGUCUUUGGGAGUCAUCUUAUAUAUCUUGCUCUCUGGGUAUCCACCAUUUAUUGCUCGAUCAAAUCGCCAAAAACAGCAGAUGAUAAUGGCUGGGGAUUAUAAUUUCGAUGAGAGGACUUGGAAAAACAUUUCUUCAUCAGCAAAGCAUUUGAUUUCUAAUCUGCUGCAAGUUGAUCCUGACAGAAGACCAAGUGCUGAACAGCUGCUGGCUCAUCCAUGGGUCAUUGGAGAUUCAGCCAAACAGGAACAAAUGGAUGCUGAGGUUGUGUCAAGACUGCAGAGUUUUAAUGCACGCCGCAAACUACGAGCUGCAGCAAUAGCUAGCGUGUUGAGCAGCAAGGUUUUGCUGAGAACAAAGAAGCUAAGGACUCUGCUAGGUUCCCAUGACCUUACCAAGGAGGAAAUUGACAACCUGAAGAUGUAUUUUAAGAACAUAUGUGCUAAAGGUGACAAUGCUACCCUACCUGAAUUUGAAGAGGUGCUAAAAGCAAUGAAAAUGUCCUCACUACUCCCUCUGGCUACCCGUAUCUUUGAUCUAUUCGACAGCAAUCGUGAUGGAACCGUUGACAUGAGGGAAAUAGUGUGUGGAUUUUCCAGCCUUAGAAACUCCAAAGGAGAUGAUGCUCUCCGUUUGUGCUUUGAGAUGUAUGAUACAGAUCGAUCUGGUUGCAUUACAAAGGAAGAACUAGCAUCAAUGCUUAGAGCUUUGCCAGAUGACUGUCUUCCACCGGAUAUAACAGAACCUGGAAAGUUAGACGAAAUAUUUGACCGGAUGGAUGCAAACAGUGAUGGAAAGGUUACUUUCGAUGAAUUCAAAGCUGCCAUGCAAAGAGACAGCUCCCUCCAAGACGUUGUCCUCUCUUCUCUUCGUCAGCAGUAGAAUUCCCAUCUUUUCCAACAGCAUCAAUUAGUUCAACAAGUUUAGUCCUUAAUUCCAAUCUUUCUAUGGAUAUUCAUGCUGUGGGGACUAUAUGUAGAUUAGUUGAUGAAUGCUAGUACCAUUUUGUAGCUCUUGCAUAAGAAAAACAAUUAUUCAUUAUUUUGUCAUUCCAGAGACAUACUUGUUUAUCCUCCAAAGGUUAUGAUAGUAUUUGAGGAGGAUGGGACAGCAGGAUAAUGAAUGGAACAAUGGUUUUAGGUUGUUGGCACGUGAAGGUUCUUUACAUAUUUCUCCAAGGAUGAUUAUUCUUUAAUGGAUAAAUGGGUAUUAUUUAUGGUCAA
Molecule: messenger RNA, 2716 nt
Organism: Theobroma umbraticum
Lineage: Eukaryota; Viridiplantae; Streptophyta; Magnoliopsida; Malvales; Malvaceae
Product: calcium and calcium/calmodulin-dependent serine/threonine-protein kinase-like
Biological process (GO): protein phosphorylation
Molecular function (GO): calcium ion binding; protein kinase activity; ATP binding
Source: RefSeq, a predicted model, not a curated record